GGGACAAGCACCUUACUGACUGUCUUGUUCUCCAUCGGCUCACAAUGUCCAACGACGCCAAGCAAAAAGCCGACGUUGCGGCCAACAGCGACAGUGAAGACGGGGAGGACGUCUUCCACGACGCCCGCUUCCCCGCGGAAGAAGAAACGAAACUCCUCGAAGAAUCCCACUCCAUCAAAGUGGAAGCCAACAAGCUUUUCACAGCCGGUGUUUACGACCAGGCCAUCUCCAGCUACGACCGCGCCCUUUCCUACUGCCCCAACUACCUCGAUUACGAAAUCGCCGUCCUUCACAGCAACAUCGCCGCCUGUCAUCUCAAAUCCGAAGACUGGAAGGCAUGCAUCGACUCCGCGUCCGCGUGUAUCGAGCGCUUAAAUAAAGUGAUCCCGCCCGCGACAGCCGAUGCGGACAGCGGCAAGGGGAAACAGAAAGAGGAGUCCGGGGAUGGAGAUGCGGUGGUCGAGAUAACAGGGGACGAUGAAGAGGCCGAGAAGGAGUUGGAGCGGCUACAGAAGCUGGAUGACAGGAAACGGGACGUCAUGCGCAUCCGCGGGAAGGCGCUCAUGCGACGCGCACGGGCGAAGAUGCAGUCCAGCGGGUGGGGGAGUCUGCAAGGGGCCGAAGAGGACUACAAGGAGCUGGCAGGGAUGAACAAUCUCUCAGCGGACGAUAGGCGGGUGGUUCAGAAGGCUCUCCGCGAACUUCCGGGGAAGAUCAACCAGGCGCGCGAGAAGGAGAUGGGGGAGAUGAUGGGCAAGCUCAAGGAUCUGGGGAACGGGUUCCUCAAACCAUUCGGGCUAUCGACGGAUAAUUUCAAUUUCGUGCAGGAUCCGAACACGGGGGGCUACAGCAUGAACUUCCAGUCUGGUUAAAUCUGGUUGGCAUUAGCGUUUCAUUCUUGCAUUGUGGAGUUUGGCAUAGUGAUGGCGGAGCGAAAUAUUGGAGAAUUUAGUCCCAUAGCAUUUCACAUUCAACUUUAUUUUUAGGGACCAUAAUAUAGGAAAAUUCAU
Messenger RNA from Aspergillus heteromorphus CBS 117.55, 1010 nucleotides. Its product is annotated as tetratricopeptide repeat protein 1. Lineage: Eukaryota; Fungi; Ascomycota; Eurotiomycetes; Eurotiales; Aspergillaceae. The record is from RefSeq and is a predicted model, not a curated record. The transcript is spliced from 3 exons. Bases 45 to 872 code for a protein of 275 amino acids. Gene Ontology annotation, molecular function: protein binding.